Molecule: messenger RNA, 3794 nt
Organism: Paralichthys olivaceus (Japanese flounder)
Lineage: Eukaryota; Metazoa; Chordata; Actinopteri; Pleuronectiformes; Paralichthyidae
Source: RefSeq, a predicted model, not a curated record
AUGACUGCAUCAGCGCCGUGAGGCAUUGUGGGUGUUGGAGUCUUCCCCCAACAGUUGAUGUUGGAGAAAUGGCGCUAAUUAAGAACAGACAUUCCUGAACAUGGAAACCAAAGGAUCCCGCUGAUAUUGGUGAACUUUCCCUGUCCCUCCUCACUCUGCUGACAGCUGCUUGCCAGAGUCCAGAUGAAUGCCAAAGGUCUCCAGAGACGGUGUGAGGGGAAACUGACUUUGAGGAGCAGUGGUGUGUGAAUCUCUGUGGUGUCACUCCUCUGCCAAUGGGUUACAGGUGUGCUCUGGAGGUCGCAGCACGCAAUGGGCACAGGGCAGGGAGCAUCCAGGACCAAUGAUCAGUAGCCCAUCGGCUAUUGUCUUAAGACGAAUAAGCACCAGUGUAGACAGUGGAUAUCUGGACCAAGACUCUGUCUUCCAUUCGCAGUACACUGUUUACAGUCCGAAUCCAACGUUUCUCCACACAAUCCACAAGCUGCCAUACUUUUGAAGAGUCUUGGAGUGCAGCGUGCCGGUUACAGGCUGAAACCCCUCACCGUCGCACUGGGACGGCUUCGCUCCCUCCAGGAUCCGAUGAUUACAGGGCAGCUGAGCAAGCCGCUGCUCUCCCUGCGCAGCAACAUGAGCGCGGCAGAACUCCGGGCGGAUGACAAAGCGGCCACCCCAGACAGCGAGCUGAACGACGAGCCCCUGCUCCUGCCCUCCGAGGCCACGGACAGAGAGGGCACUCCCACCAAGCUUUACGGAGUUCGCGACGGCUCGGUCCAGUCUGAUGCAAGCAGCAGUCCGUCAGAGCAGAGUCAGCUAGGCCAGUCUCAUCCGGGAUACCCAAUGGGUCCACAGUCUCUCCUGGUGGCACAGCAGCUGGCAAAUGCAGUAGGUGGUGUGAUGUCUGGGGCAGCGCCGGGCAUGAACCAGCCCAUCCUCAUCCCCUUCAACGCAGGUGGACACCUGGGCGGGCAGCAGGGCCUGGUCCUCUCCCUGCCCACAGCCAACAUCCAGAGCCUGGUGGCUGCUGCUGCUGCAGGGGGCAUCAUGACGCUCCCCCUCCAGAACCUGCAAGCUACCUCAUCACUCAACUCCCAACUCCAGCACCUGCAGCAGCUCCAACAGAUGCAGCAGCACCACCACCACCAGCAGCAGCAGCAACAGCAGCAUCAGCAGCAACAGCAGCAGCAACACCAUCACAAACAGACUCACUCCCACACCCAGAAUCAACUGCCAUCCCAACAUCACAUGACCCAACCCAACCAGCAUCAGCAGACCUCGGUCCCAUCUCCAGGCUCUGCCUGCUCCUCCACCUCUGGACAGCCGCAGCAGUCUCCACAACACCGACCAAACCAGUCGCCAGUCCGCAGCCUCCCGUCUCCCGUCACCCCACCCAUGCCUUUGCCGCUGAAUCCUCUGGCCAGCCAGGCGGCGGUAGCAGCAGCAGCAGCCAUGGGUUCCAUCGCUGGUUCUCAGGUGUUUGGCAAUACCCUGUCAAACCUGCAAGGAGCCACCGGGCAGCUGGUCACCAACGCACAAGGACAGGUGAGCCAUAUAAUUGGAACAAUCCCACUGAUGCCCAACUCUGCAGGGCCCUCCAGCCAAUCAGGGGGUGGCAACCCGGCACUGCAGGUACAGCCAAUUACACCUCAGCUUCUGACCAACGCUCAAGGCCAGAUCAUCGCCACGGUGAUCGGCAAUCAGAUUCUGCCUGUCAUCAACACCCAGGGAAUCACACUGUCACCAAUCAAGCCUGGACAGCAGCUGCCUCAGGCUCAGCAGAGUCAGACCGGCCCUGUAUCGUCUCAGCCCAACCUGCUCCACAUGCCCCACAGACAGAGUCCUCUCCACCAGGCCUCUUCCUCCUCCUCCACCUCCUCCUCUUCCUCGGCUCUCAGCGUGGGGCAGCUUGUCAGCAACCCACAGACCGCCCCCAGCGAGGUGGACGGGGUCAACCUGGAGGAGAUUCGGGAAUUCGCCAAAGCAUUCAAGAUCCGCCGGCUGUCCCUGGGCCUGACACAGACCCAGGUGGGCCAGGCGCUCAGCGCUGCCGAGGGGCCGGCAUACAGUCAGUCUGCCAUCUGCAGACACACCAUCCUGAGAAGCCACUUUUUCCUACCACAGGAAGCCCAAGAGAACACUAUAGGUAGCAGUCUGACAGGCAAACUGAACCCUGGCCUUUUAUAUCCUGCCAGGUUUGAGAAGUUGGACAUCACCCCUAAAAGCGCCCAGAAGAUUAAGCCCGUUCUGGAGCGCUGGAUGGCCGAGGCUGAAGCCCGCCACAGAUCCGGCAUGCAGAACCUGACUGAGUUUAUCGGCAGCGAGCCAUCAAAAAAACGCAAGCGGAGGACCUCUUUCACCCCGCAGGCGCUCGAGAUCCUCAACAGCCACUUUGAGAAGAACACGCACCCCUCCGGACAGGAAAUGACGGAAAUAGCAGAGAAGCUGAACUAUGACCGGGAGGUUGUGCGAGUCUGGUUCUGCAACAAGAGACAAGCGUUGAAAAACACGAUAAAGCGUUUGAAACAGCCCGAACUCGGCGCGGCUGCACCAAUGGACCCUCUCACCGAUUCUCUAGAGGAGCUCCCGAAGUGAACGAGCCCUCCGACACCAAAAAAAAAAAAAAGGCAGCCAUUAAAAACAAGAAAAGGUGGAUGAACUCUCGAAAUGAGAACUGAGAAAUGUUCCCAGUCACCUGGACGGACAGUGAUGAGUCUGCAAACAAAAACUAUGUGUUGUCAGUGUGAUUACCACAGUUGUGUAAAUGACCUUGGCGAAACCAAAAAGAAGAAAAAAGAGAUUAAUAUGUGAGAAUUAUGUAAAAACAUAUGGUGUGCUGUUUUCAAAGAGUUUUAGAUUCUGGCCUGACGGACCAGACUAUCGAAACCCAAAUUUUGGUUCCUACCAGGAGGGAUUUAAUAAAGAGAUCAUACCAAAUCAAAACACUAUUUACCAAAGUCUGUUGCAUCUGAGUACUAAGAAUAAUUUUGUAAUGUAAAUGUGCUCUAAAUUUUUACAUUUGUACUGGCAAAUCUAAGCUAUAUGUGUGAGGUUGAGUAUACAUUUUAUCUUUGUCUCGCUUACUUUUUUCUUCAUUGUUUGUAUGUAAAUAUCUAAAACAACAAAAAAAAAGAAAAACGCUGUCUUCAGAUUGAAAUCACACUGAUAAAGUUUCUCUUUUUGGAUGAAAAAAAUUACCUUUGCUGUUAAACAAUUGCAUAAUAAUGUCGUUUUGCCUCCGAUUUGUGUUUCAUCUGCAGAUAUUUUCAGUGGAACUUUGUACGACUUUUACAGGUAUUUAUUAACGAUCACAGAAAUUCAAGGACUGUCACGUGAUGAUGAAGAGGAGGGGGAGGGGGAGGAGGAGGGUUUCGGUGUCUUGUCGAGUCGACUGCAAGCUUUGUUUUGAGCUAACGUGUCAUCAUUCUGUUGCCAAAGCCUGAUAGCCAAAGAACACAAACAUUCAGCUCAAGGACUGGGGAACGAUUUUACCGUUUUGUUCACAUGUUCACUUUCUACCCCCUUUUUUUCUGAAUUCUUAUUUUGUGUAAGUAAAAAAAGAAAAAUCACAAUGUCAUGUCAAAGAGCUGAACUGUCUGCCGUCAUUUUUUAAAUCUUGGUAAACACAGAAAAUUGGUUGGAAACAUUUUCUUUUAAUCUAAUUUGCGUCUGCAUGUUUCAACUCAAACCACGUGAAGAAGAAUUAUCACAGAAAGUCACUGAAAAUAUUUUUACACAACAAACCCUUUAAUUCGGCCCAAACAUUAUGUAAACUUGUGGUCGAAGCUUUUCUUCUU